This is a messenger RNA of Cherax quadricarinatus, 602 nucleotides long. The record is from RefSeq and is a predicted model, not a curated record. Lineage: Eukaryota; Metazoa; Arthropoda; Malacostraca; Decapoda; Parastacidae.
GACAAAGUGUGGGUUUUAGCGGACGCACACUGCGGAAGAUCCCCUUUCUUGCACAUGCUCUUCAUGCUGACUCACCUGUGGUCUCAUUACCCAGAUUCCUAAGUGCUAUGCAGAUGGCUGUUUUAAAACAGAAAGAAGAUAAAUUACAAAUAUCUGUACCUGAUAGUUGUUAGAAUUUUUUAGUUCUUAUAGGAUAUAUUUUAUAUAUAAUCAAGAUAAUGGUAACAACAUAAGAAUUUAUAAUUAUUUAGAUUCCCUCUUUUAUGUAUAUACUGUGUAAUGUAUUUUGUAAUUUAUACACAAGAAUGCAUUUAUAUCACAUAACAAUUAUGUAUACUCUUUUUAGGUUUUUCAUUCUUUUUGGGUCAUCCUGCCUAGGUGGGAAAUGGCCAAUAUGUUAAAACAAAAAUUAAUACAUAUUUAUGUUGUAUAGUAUUGAUUAACUUUUUCUUAUUUAUUUGUAAUUGUAAUAGUGGCCAGGUGUUUUUAGUAUGUUUUGCAUUUUCAUUCAACUGUCAAAAUAACUAAUUUUUUAUUUGAUUUCACACACACACUCUGACUAUGGAAGUUUCUUUUUAUGUGACAUUAAACUGUGAAUAGCU